AUGCUGGCCACAGCUGUCGUGCCGCUGGAGCACGUGCCAGAAUUUGCACACGUGUACGCAGGCAGGCUGCCAGCGAACUUGGCAUCACAGCCGCUGCCGCCGCAGAUUGUUGCAGUGGGAAGAAAGGCUGUGACUGGGCUGCUGGGGUGCAUCGUCAGCCACAGCCGCAACUGCGCUGCUGCCUCUCAGGCGAAUGAGGCCUUUGUGGCCCUGGCGGCCCUGAUGCGAGAAGAGGAUCAUGUGUCGCAGCAGCAGCAGCAGCAGCAGCAGCAGCAGCAGCAGCAGCAGCAGCAGCAGCAGCAGCAGCAGCAGCAGCAAUAG
Molecule: messenger RNA, 321 nt
Organism: Monoraphidium neglectum
Lineage: Eukaryota; Viridiplantae; Chlorophyta; Chlorophyceae; Sphaeropleales; Selenastraceae
Exons: 1
Coding region: 1-321 (106 amino acids)
Source: RefSeq, a predicted model, not a curated record